AUGCCUUCUCUUUUGAGUCUCGGAGUAACUGUCGCGCUUUCUGCGACUGGUCUUUUCGCACAUCCACUCUCCAAUGCGCAGCUCGUUUCGAGAGCGGAGGACCUUCUUCCAGAAUACGACUAUGUCAUCGUAGGCGCCGGCGCGUCGGGUCUUACCGUUGCCAAUCGACUUUCCGAGGAUAAGGAUGUGACAGUACUCGUGAUCGAGGCCGGCGAUCUCGACCAGAACGAGGACUACGUCACCAUUCCAGGUCUUGCAGGCGGUGCUGUAGGAACGAAGUAUGACUGGAACACUUCGUAUGCUCCGGACCAAGCACUAGACGGCCGCGUUGUCUCUAUUCCACAAGGCAAGGUCGUGGGCGGGUCAACAAAGUUGAACCGCAUGGUGUUCGAUCGUGGCUCACAAUCUGACUACGAUGGGUGGGAGACUCUGGGAAACGAAGGUUGGAACUUUGAGACCUUCCUGAAGUACUUCAAAAAGAACGAGAAAUUCACACCACCAACUGCUGAGAUCCAAGCCGAAUACGACAUUCAGGUCAACCCCGAAUACCAUGGCGACGAAGGAUACAUGGAAGUAACCUACUCUCCUUUCUUCUGGCCAACGACUAAAAACCUCGUACAAGCUACCAAGGAGCUGGGAAUCUCCAUCAAUGACCAGGCGACUGGGAAUGCCUUCGGCGGUUAUUUCUGCCCGCACAACAUGGUCCCGAUGAACUGGACACGCUCCUCCGCAGAAGAAGCUUACUAUGCAUCUGCCGAACCGCGCCCAAAUUAUCAUCUUCUCACUGGCCGUCUUGUGAUGCGCGUCCUUACGGAAAGCUGCAAUGAGACGAACACGGUCAAGGCUACUGGUGUUGAGUUCUCGACUUCUGCAGAUGCGGAGAGUCAACAGACCAAGGCCAAGCGAGAAGUCAUCCUCGCUGCUGGCUCGUUGCAUACACCCCAAUUGUUGCAGGUUUCUGGAAUUGGCGGAGCCUCUCUGCUCGAAUCCAUCAAUGUGACCACCGUCGUUGAUCUUCCGGCCGUCGGAUACAACCUGCACGACCAUCUUUCCGUCGCUGUGGUGAACGUCCUCAACACUAGCGUUCUAACGAACACCCUGGCAUCAAACACUACCUUCGCCGCUCAAGCUCGCGAGCAGUACGACAAUGAGAAGUCCGGCCCACUAACCUCCCCGACCGGUGACUUCCUUCUCUUCCUGCCACUUCAAACCUAUUCCAACGCCACGCAAUCUAUCUUGGCUCAAGCAGUCGCAGGUGGAUCAUCUGCCUCUCUCCCGGCUGAUACCCCCGCUGAAGUCGCACGAGGCUAUGAGGCACAGUUUGCUUCUCUCAACAAGAAGCUCCAAGCAAACGAUUCCGCGAUGAUGGAGAUCAUCUGGGCCGACGGCGUCGUGGUGCUCGGACUUCAGCAUCCGUACUCGCGUGGAAGCGUAAAGGCGAACUCAUCCAGCAUGUUCGAUCGCCCAGUCGCAGAUGUAGGGUUCCUCCGUAACGAAGUCGACACCGCACUCCUGCGCGAAGGUGUGCACUGGGCUCGCAAAUUCGUUGCCACGCCAUCUAUUGCAUCGCUCAAUCCGUUCGAGGCUGUUCCAGGCAACAAUGUCACCGCCUCUGCGGACAUCGAUGCUUUCAUUCACAGCACCGCAUCGACGCUAUACCACCCGGCGGGCAGCUGCAAGAUGGGUGCUAGAGAGGAUGGCGGUGUUGUAGAUCAAGAGCUGAAGGUCUACGGUGUGAACGGCCUGCGGGUCGUGGAUGCCAGUGUCAUGCCCAUUCUUCCGGCUUCUCACAUCAUGACCACUGUGUAUGCGACAGCGGAGAAGGCAGCAGAUAUUAUCAAAGAAGCUGCGAAGGGAAAGUAUUAA
Messenger RNA from Alternaria ethzedia, 1866 nucleotides. RefSeq lists its product as uncharacterized. Bases 1 to 1866 code for a protein of 621 amino acids. Gene Ontology annotation, molecular function: flavin adenine dinucleotide binding; oxidoreductase activity, acting on CH-OH group of donors. The transcript is spliced from 6 exons. The record is from RefSeq and is a predicted model, not a curated record. Gene Ontology annotation, biological process: secondary metabolite biosynthetic process. Lineage: Eukaryota; Fungi; Ascomycota; Dothideomycetes; Pleosporales; Pleosporaceae.